AUGUAUAAGGUCAUUUCUAAACUUUUGGCGGGGAGGUUGAAAAAGGUGUUGCAUUUUUUGAUUUCUCCGUGUCAAAGUGCCUUUGUGCCGGGUAGACAAUUACUAGAUGGUGUGUUGGUGGCAAAUGAAGUGGUGGAUUUCUCUAAGAAAGUGGGUCGAGGUAGCUUGUUAUUUAAGGUGGAUUUUGAAAAGGCAUAUGACAAUGUUUCUUGGAAUUACCUUAGAUACAUGUUGAGGAGAAUGGGUUUUGGGGAGGUUUGGAUGAGAUGGAUGGAGAUGCUAAUCUUUAAUAGUUCGAUGUCCGUGUUAGUUAACGGUAGCCCGACAAAAGAAUUUGUGGUGGAGAAAGAUUUGAGGCAAGGUGACCCUUUAUCUCCUUUCCUCUUUGUGUUGGUGACGGAGGGGUUGGCGGGUCUUGUGAGGAAAUCAUCCGAAAUUGGGGAGUUUAAAGGAAUAUAUAUUAAUGGUGUUUGUGUGGUUGACAUAUUACAAUUCGCGGAUGAUACUCUUGUGAUGGGUGAAUGUUCAUGGAGACAAGUGUGGGCAAUCAAAGCAAUUUUAAGGGCUUUUGAAUUAGUGUCGGGCCUCGGCAUUAAUUAUCACAAAAGUAAAUUAAUUGGUAUCAAUGUUGUGAUCCGAGGAAAAUCAUCUUGGUCUCCACUUGUUACAAAGAUUAGGAAUCAGUUAUUGGGUUGGCAAAAUAGGAUGCCGAUUUCGGUGGUUAAAGAGGUGGUUAGGAUCCAAAGAAACUUUUUAUGGGGAGGAGGAUUGGAGGAGAGAAGGAAGAUACAUUGGGUUAGUUGGAAACAAGUUUGUUUACCGUUUCUAAAAGGGGGUAUUGGAAUUAAAGAUGUGGGUGACUUCAACCACGUUCUUCUUAAUAAAUGGCGGUGGAGGAUAUUAAAAGGCGAGGAGGCUCUUUGGUUCAAAGUGAUAAAGGCUCGGUACGGGGAUUUCUCAAUGGAGUCUUUUUGUGGAGGUAUGUCUUCUAAUCCUUUAUCUUCUCUUUCUUCUUCAUCCCAUUCUUUAGCCUCGGUGUGGUGGAAAGAUAUGAUUUAUCUUGGUAAUGAUAAAGGUGAAGAUCCGGUGGCUUUUAAUUGUCGUUUUGUUAUUGGGAAUGGUUUUGUCACUCCGUUUUGGGAGGCUAGGUGGGUGGGAAAUGUUUGUUUGAAGGAGGAGUUUCCUAAAUUAUUUGCGGCCUCUUUAUUGAAACGGGUGGCGGUGGCUAGUAUGGGAGGGUGGAUAGAUGGGGAGUGGAAGUGGGAGAAUUUUUGGGUUGUUAUUAAUGUUGAUUCCGAUCCAGGUUUGGUGGUGGAGGAUGUUUCUCUCCGUUCUUUGUUACUAGGCCGUGAGCCUUUGAUGGAGGGUAGGGAUAAAGUUUCUUGGUUUAGUUCGGCGGAUGGCAUUUUUCCGUAG
Vicia villosa (hairy vetch) is the source of this 1416-nucleotide messenger RNA. RefSeq lists its product as uncharacterized. The transcript is spliced from 3 exons. Lineage: Eukaryota; Viridiplantae; Streptophyta; Magnoliopsida; Fabales; Fabaceae. The record is from RefSeq and is a predicted model, not a curated record. The coding region runs from base 1 to 1416 and encodes 471 amino acids.